GAGACGUUCUCGACGCCUUCUUCCUCACUUUGCAAUUUCCUCGGUACCCGUUCAACAUGAACAACCCCAAGGAAUUCAUCACGGCCGAGCGUGUCUCGUACGUGCACUCGAUCGACAAGGCGGCCGGCGAAAACGCUGAAGAGUAUGAGGCCAACAAGACGCCCGGUGACCUCGAAGACGGCGCGCUCCGUGCCGGUGGUGCCCCGGUGUACAUGUCGGCCGAAUGCCUCUCGAUCCUCUUCCAGUAUGCGAUGAUUGGUAUCGUGUACGGUGGUGUCAACUCGAUGCGGUACGCGAUCGUCACGGGCUACUUCCAGCUCGAGACCAACGUUGGCAACUCGGCCCGAGCGCUCUUGAGUCUUGGCUGGUCGCUCAAGGUCGUCUUUGGCAUGUUUAACGAUUGCUUCCCGAUCUUUGGCUACUCGCGCAAGCCGUACAUGCUCCUCGGCUGGACGCUCUGCUCGAUCGCGCUCCUCGUGAUCGCCAUCAAAGACCCUGGUGAGCAGGGCUCGCAAACCGACGGCCCGGUCUUCAUCCUCCUCGCGGCGCUUGCUGGUUUUUGCUACGUCAUGGCCGAUGUCGCCCAGGACGCGCUCAUGCUGGCGGUGGCCCAGCGCGAGCCCGACGCUGUCCGCGGUCGUCUGCAGUCGUACUCGUACGCGGCGCGCACGGUCUUUUACGGCCUCAUUCAGUUUGUGUGCGGUUACUGCCUCAACUCGAAGCGUUUUGCCGGUACCUUUGACUGGGACAUUGGUAUCAACGGGUACUUUUGGAUUCUGGCCAUCCCGUCGUGCUUGAACGUCGUGGUGAUUUUCUUCUUCGUCAAGGACGAGAAGCGCGCGCGCAUUCCGCUUGGCACGUACUUUGGUCAGUUCUGGACGCUUGUCCAGAAGCGCGCGGUGUGGCAGGUCCUCCUCUUCAACUUCCUCUUUGGUCUCUUCCAGUCGAUCACGUCGACGGCCGGUGACUACAUUGCCUAUUACUGGGCCGAAGUCGAAAACCUCAACCAGCAAAUUGUCGGUGUCGUGAGCCAGUUCCUCUUUGCCGCUGUCCUUACGCUCACGGGUACCUACGGCACGCACUGGAACUGGCGCUUCGUGCUCGUCAUCACGAUCCUCGUUACGUAUGCGAUCGACUCGGUCUGCCAGUUCUGCACAAUCUACGACGUGGUGCGCAACCAGUGGUUCUACCUCGGUGUGCCGCUCAUCGAGACGGUCCCGUCCGGUAUCAACUUUGUCGUUGGAACGUACGUCAUUGUCGAGCUCGCCGAGGUCGGUAACGAAGGCGUCAUGUACGGUCUCUUGACUACGGUGUCGAACCUCCCGGGCACCUUUGGCACGAUUCUCACCAACAUGAUUAACGGUCAGCUCAACUACGGCAAGGACCUCAUCCAUGACGAUGCGCCCGAGACGCGUAACCAAGUCGCCUACUCGUACAUCAUCUCGUACUCGUUUGUCGUCGUCGGCUGCCUCUGGGUGUUCCUCCUCCCGCCGCAGCGUGCGGCCGUCGCCGAGCUCAAGAAGAACGGCGGCAGCUACCCCAAGGUGGCCGCGCUCAUCUUUGUCGGUCUCUUCAUGGUCCUCGUCACGUCCAUCACGGGCAGCAUGAUGUCUAUGUUCGAAACCACCAACUGCUUUAUCCUCGCUGGCGGUGACGACGAUUGCCCAGAAGGCACACCGCAGACGUACCUCGCCAUCAUCUUCGUGCCCGGUGCCAUUGCGGCGCUUGGUGCCGCUUACAAGCUCUUUCUCGCCAAGUAAAUGAGGACCCCGCUAACAACUUUGUAAUCGAAUGUGUCGUGUUUCAACAAGAGUUGCAUACAAGAG
Saprolegnia parasitica CBS 223.65 is the source of this 1826-nucleotide messenger RNA. RefSeq lists its product as hypothetical. The transcript has a single exon. Lineage: Eukaryota; Oomycota; Saprolegniomycetes; Saprolegniales; Saprolegniaceae. The record is from RefSeq and is a predicted model, not a curated record. Bases 57 to 1760 code for a protein of 567 amino acids.